Molecule: messenger RNA, 1873 nt
Organism: Morus notabilis
Lineage: Eukaryota; Viridiplantae; Streptophyta; Magnoliopsida; Rosales; Moraceae
Product: pentatricopeptide repeat-containing protein At4g21065
Exons: 3
Coding region: 1-1872 (623 amino acids)
Biological process (GO): RNA modification
Molecular function (GO): protein binding; zinc ion binding; RNA binding
Source: RefSeq, a predicted model, not a curated record
AUGUAUAUUUAUAGAGAGAGAAAGGAAGAAGUUGAGGACGGCGGGGAGUUGGCUUUUAGGGCCUUCUCCUUCAUGACUCUUCUUCAGGCUCUAGCUAUAGCCCAGAGCAAAGGAGACGAACAAGAGGAGCUGGAAGAAGAACAACGAAUCGCUUCUCUGAUUGAAAAAUGUCCAAACAUGCGAGUCCUUCGACAAAUCCACGCCCAUGUCCUCACUCGCUUCCUUCCCAUCUCCGCUCUCUCUUUCGCCUUGUCCAAAAUCGCCGCUUUCUGCGCCCUGUCCGCCGUCGGUGACAUCGCCUACGCCCGCAGAGUUUUCUCUCGAAUCCCCUGUCCAAACAUUUUCUGCUGGAAUGCCAUGAUAAGGGGUUGUUCCAAUGUCGAAAACCCAUCAAAGGAAUCCAUUUAUUUGUUCAAGAAAUUGAUUCGUAAGGGGUACCCGGGACCGAAUACGUUUACUCUGUCGUUUGUUCUUAAGGCGUGUUCGAUUCUAUCGGCUUCUCAUGAAGGCUGGCAGGUUCAUACGCGUGUUUUGCGGUCGGGGUUUGGUUCAAGCCCGUUUGUUCAGACUUCGUUGGUGAACAUGUAUGCGAAAUGCGAGGAGGUCUGGGAUGCUCGGUUGGUGUUCGAUGAAAUUCCAGAGAGAAACUUGGUUGCUUGGAGUGCGAUGAUUGGCGGGUACGCGAGAGUUGGAUUGGUUGACGCGAGUUUUGGCCUGUUCAGGGAAAUGCAAAUGGCUGGUGUUGUGCCCGAUCAGGUUACAAUGGCGAGUAUCGUUUCUGCGUGCACUUGUGCAGGUUCGUUGUACUUGGGUAGGUGGGUUCAUGUGUAUGCAGAGAAGAAGAAGAUCGAGAUUGAUCUCGAGCUUGGUACUGCGCUGAUUAACAUGUAUGCAAAGUGCGGGUGGAUUGAAAAGGCAAAAGCAAUUUUCAGGAAAUUGUCUGUGAAAGAUACAAAAGCUUGGAAUUCAAUGAUUGUGGGGUUGGCUCUUCAUGGCCUUUCAGAAGAAGCUCUGAAGGCUUUUUCUAUGAUGGAGGAAGCUAAGGUGAAGCCUGACAGCGGAACCUUCCUCGGCGUCCUAUUCACUUGUGGGCAGAGCAGCUUGGUUUCAGAGGGUCGAAGGUUUUGGUCACGCAUGCUUGGAUUUGGAACCAAACCAUCCACGGAGCACUAUGGUUGUAUGGUCGAUCUACUAUGUCGAGCAGGCUUGGUAGAAGAAGCUCAUACUCUCGUUCAAAACAUGGCAAUCUCACCAAAUCCAGUUAUUUGGCGAAAAUUGCUCAUGGGUUGCAAUAAAAGCAGGAUGCUUGAAAGAGGCGAACUUAUUGCCGAGCGGCUUCUUGAAUUAGAGCCACUAAAUGCAGAGAACUAUGUCCUUCUCUCAAGUUUGUACGCAUCAGUCUCGCAAUGGGAGAAGAUGAUGCUUGUUAGAGCGAAGAUGAAAGAGAAGAGAAUCAGACCUAUCCCUGCCUGCAGCUCCAUAGAGGUAAAUGGCAUCAUUCACGAAUUCACGAUGGGUGAUCGCUCCCAUCCCGAGGCUAAGGAAUUGAGAGAAGUUCUGAGAGAUAUUUCUGAUAGGAUUCGGGGAGUCGGAUAUAAACCAUCUAUUGUAGAGAUACUACACCAAGUGAUCAAUGAAGAAAAAGAGAAUGCUCAUGGUGAGCACAGUGUGAGGCUAGCCAUUGCUUAUGGGUUAUGGAAGACAAAAGCACCGGCCGUUAUCAGAGUAGUGAAUAGUAUUAGGAUUUGUGGUGAUUGCCAUGAAGUGACCAAGAUUAUAAGUAAGAUUUAUGAGCGGGAAAUUAUUGUCAGGGACAGAGUUUGGUUCCAUAAAUUUGUUAAUGGCUCUUGUACUUGCAAGGAUCAUUGGUAAU